This is a messenger RNA of Gastrolobium bilobum, 986 nucleotides long. RefSeq names its product protein GLUTAMINE DUMPER 5-like. NCBI's taxonomy places the organism in Eukaryota, Viridiplantae, Streptophyta, Magnoliopsida, Fabales, Fabaceae. Gene Ontology annotation, biological process: regulation of amino acid export. The coding region runs from base 214 to 756 and encodes 180 amino acids. The record is from RefSeq and is a predicted model, not a curated record. The transcript has a single exon.
AAAGUCCGUGACCCAAGUCAGAAAGCCAAUAAUGAAUAACACCCUUUUUUUUCUCUCUUCCCUCAUAAGUUUUCACCAUUAUAAAUACCCCGCCACCCCAAUCUUCCCUUUCAAGCUCACAUUCUUAACCUUCUUUCGCUCUACACCCAACACCUUCUUGUUCCCACCACAUCAAAAGUCACAGACAGUAGAAACUACUUACGUUAAAUCAAAAUGAGAACCAUUUCCUCUACCACCACCACCACCACCUACUCCACUACGAGUUCAUUAGCACCCUCAGCCACAGAAUCAUUCACAAGUGUUCAACACUCGUCAUGGCACUCUCCUGUUCCGUACCUAUUUGGAGGACUGGCUGCGAUGCUUGGUCUCAUAGCGUUUGCGCUAUUGAUCUUGGCUUGCUCAUACUGGAAACUUUCUGGUCAAUUACAGAACGAAGAAAACGGUGACAGGGACUUGGAAAACGCCGGUGGUGAGAAAGCGAGUGACUCUGCAAAAAACGAAUCCGCUAAAGUCUAUGAGGAGAAGAUUCUGGUGAUUAUGGCUGGAAAUGUAAAACCCACAUUCUUGGCCACCCCUGCUUGCUCCAAGUCCUCGUCUUUUGGCGAUGGUGUUGAGAACCAUUCUGACAAAGACCUCAAAAAUCAUGAAACUAUCGAGAAAUCAGAGAAAGAAGAAAUGGAUAAUCAUGUUCAAGCUACUACUACAACUCCAUUACCACAACCACAAGAAACACAACAACAAAACCAGUCGCAUUGACGAAGUUAUCCCUUGGUUUGAAAUUCAAUCUUAGUUUAGGUUUAAGCAUAUAGAGGGAGCAUCUUUCUCUGUUUCUCUCAUCAUUCCCUCUUCUUCUUUUUUGCGUAGCUUUCCUUUCUUUUACUCUUUUUGGGUUUUUGACCUUGUUGGUUUGUGUGUCAUGAUUCGGGAAGUGUAAAGUUACGCUGAGAUGAAUUAAAAUUAAGGGAGUUUUCUUUCCAUCUAUGGAC